Molecule: messenger RNA, 694 nt
Organism: Photinus pyralis (common eastern firefly)
Lineage: Eukaryota; Metazoa; Arthropoda; Insecta; Coleoptera; Lampyridae
Product: general odorant-binding protein 99b-like
Exons: 2
Coding region: 5-403 (132 amino acids)
Molecular function (GO): odorant binding
Source: RefSeq, a predicted model, not a curated record
UACAAUGAGGUUCAUUAUUUUUCUACUGUACAUUUUUAUAGUGAAAUCUCAUUCGCAGAGGAUUCCAGAAGACAUUCAAGUGGCUUGGAAAAUCAUCACGAAACCUUAUCACAAUGCGUGUGUGAUGGAAUCACACAUCGAUCCGUAUCUAGCGGAAAACUGGGUGCGUGAUUUUCACAUGCCAGACACGCCAGCGUUCGGGUGCUUUAUAAAGUGUCUUUAUCUAAAUCUGAAUUUUAUGAAGCCAGAUGGAGCCUUCGAUGUACACGAAAUGGUAGAUGUAGCUCAUUAUAUGCCCCAUGAUUUGGCGCGAAUAUGUUUGAAGGACAUAGACGUUGAGAAGAAUCACUGCAAAAGAUCAUAUAAGUUGGGCACAUGCAUCGUGAAUUCAUUAGUCGUAUAGCUAGAUGGUGAACACGUAAAGUUAUUACAAUUACAAUCUUUAAUAUUUGUUUAUAUGGCUCGGGCAAACGUCAGAUAAGCCACAAUUAUGUCCACACAUAGGUAUGACUUAUUUUUGGUUACUUAUUAACACAUACUUCGACCAUUUAAACCUGGACUGCUAGCGUCGUAUAAUAUUUAAUAUAAAAAUUGAAGCCAACAUCUGCAGCGCCAUCACUGGGUAUGACUAAAAUGAGAACUAAAUCCGAGGCGCUAAAUAUGAAAUUUGGAAGAACAAGUAUAUCCGCACAAC